AUGGGGGAGCCGCCGCGGCGGCCGCGGGAGCUGUUCCUGGCAGGGUUGGCCGGUAAGCGGCCCGGCGGCUGCCUCCGGGGCGUGAGCCGAGGGAUUCUCCUUCCCCGGCUGUAUGGACGUGAUGGGAUCCUGCCAGCUCGCCGGGUGCUGCGUCUGAGCGGGAAGGGGCUGUGGGAACAGCUGCGUGAUGUCCCCACGCUGCUGUGGCUCGGCCCACACCUGGGGCUGGACACGGAGCAGGGCAUGGAGCUGCUGUGCCUGCUGGGUGCCGUCGCCUCGAUGGGUGCCUUGCUCUGCGCCCCGCUGCGUGACUGCCUGCUGUUUGCUGUGCUGCGGGUGUUCUACCUCUCCCUCUACCAGGUAGGACAGGUCUUCCUCUACUUCCAGUGGUAAGCCUCCUGCUUGGAAGCAGGCUUCCUGGCCGUGCUCGUGGCCCCUCUGCUGCUCAAGUGGCGUUCCACAGCCUGGCGUCCACACGACAGCGUCACCUUCUGGUUGGUGCGCUGGCUGCUCUUCCGCCUCAUGUUUGCCUCUGGCGUGAUGAAGCUGACCAGCCGCUGCCCCACCUGGUGGGGGCUCACAGCUCUCACCUAUCACUACGAGACGCAGUGCAUCCCCACGCCAGCUGCCUGGUAUGCCCACCAGCUGCCCGUGUGGUUCCAGAAGUUCAGCGUGGUGGCCACCUAUGUCAUUGAGAUCGCCGUCCCUCUGCUCUUCUUCAUGCCCAUCCGUCGCCUCCGGCUCUUCGCCUUCUACUGCCAGGUCCUGCUGCAGAUCCUUAUCAUCCUCACGGGCAACUACAACUUCUUCAACGCUCUCACCAUUGUCCUGGCCUUCUCCCUGCUGGAUGAGGAGCACGUGGGGCGCUGGAUGGGGCGCGGCAAGAGGAAGCAUGGCAGCUCCUGGCCCCCUACUUUCCUCUCCUUCCUCUCCACCAUGCUGGAACUGAUCACCUACGCCUCGCUGCUCUACUGGAGCGUCCACUACUUCAGCCUGGAGAUCGACUGGGAGAAGAAGCUGCUGGAAUCCAAAGUGGCCUUCACCUACCACGAGUUCACGCAGUGGCUACGAGCUGGUCGCUUGCCCCUGGUGGGGCUGGGCUUCCUCUCACUCUCCUGGGAAAUCCUCUCUGCUCUGUACCGGUGUGCCUGCGUCCGUGGCUUCUUCUGGAAGCUGUGGGCCACACUGCAGUGGGCCAUCUUCGCCACAGCUACCAUGGGGAUGUUUGCCAUCAGCUUGGUUCCCUUCACCUACAUUGACUACGAAUCCAAUGGCAAGCUGUGGCCUGGCAUCCACCAAAUGUUCAGUGCAGUCGAGCGCUUCCAGGUGGUGAAUUCCUACGGGCUCUUCCGCAGGAUGACGGGCGUCGGGGGGCGGCCUGAGGUGGUGCUGGAGGGCAGCUAUGACAAGCAGAGCUGGACGGAGAUCGAGUUCAUGUACAAACCUGGGAAUGUCAGUGCAGCUCGCGUGGUGGCUCCCCACCAGCCUCGCCUCGACUGGCAGAUGUGGUUUGCAGCCCUGGCGCACCACAGCAGCAGCCCCUGGUUUGCCAGCUUCGUUCACCGCCUGCUGCAGGGCAAGGAGGACGUGAUCCGCCUGGUGCAGGUCGAUGAGGAUAAAUACCCCUUCAGCGCUCAGCCGCCCGUCUACCUCCGCGCCCAGCUCUACAAGUACUGGUUCACCCACAGCGCCGAGAGCGGGGUGGGAGCUGCACGGUGGUGGCGGCGGCAGCACGUCCAGGAAUUCUUCCCCACUGUCUCACUGGGAGACCCAACGCUGGAUGGUCUGCUUGCCCAGCACGGGCUGAAGGACAAGCUGCCCCUGAGGCGCCCCGUGGAUGCGUUCCUGCCCUGGCUCUUGAGCUCCGUGCGCCGGCUCAGCCGCCCCUUCUCCCCCCACGUCGUGCUGUGGUCCCUCUACCUGGUGGCUGCCACUGCCUGCCUGCUGCGUGCCAUGGCCCGCCGGCCCGGGGGGCGCACCCCCACCCGCCACAAAGCAUCCAAACAGCAGCGGGGGGAUCAGGGCGAGAAGAACGGGCAGCUGCGCAGGAAGGAGGGCAGGGAGGCGGAGGAGAAGGGUGAGGGCCGAACCCGGGGGGCGGCUGAUGGUGAAGGCCCCCGUGGCACCAAGAGGAGGAAGUAGAGGUGCUGGGUGCCCCGUAUUCCACGCACGCUUCCCCCUCUGGAUCCCCACCUCCUGCUCCCCCUCCCCCAGCUCCAUCCCCAUGGGGGGGGGUGGUCCUCGCUGGGGCUGGCGUGCCGCCUUUCCUGCGGUGCCUUCAUGCACAGAUGGGUCAGUGCAGUGUGUGGGCUGCUUCCUUGCCCCCAUCCCCCAGCUGGGGCUGACCCUGUGCCCCCCCCAGUUGGCUAGGCUGUGGGGUGGGGGCUGUGCUAGGUCUCAGCUGCCUUGUGCUGGGGUGGGGGGGAGUUGGGGGGUUGUUCU
Messenger RNA from Lagopus muta (rock ptarmigan), 2442 nucleotides. It is a transcript of the gene LMF2, whose product is annotated as lipase maturation factor 2. NCBI's taxonomy places the organism in Eukaryota, Metazoa, Chordata, Aves, Galliformes, Phasianidae. Gene Ontology annotation, biological process: protein maturation. The record is from RefSeq and is a predicted model, not a curated record. Gene Ontology annotation, cellular component: endoplasmic reticulum membrane.